AGCGCGUCGAACGUCGACGCCGACGCACGUGCGGGUGCCGACGGCGGUGCGGCGCGCCGGUGACGUGGCGGUGACGGUAGUGGUAGGUCGGUGACGAGUGGUGGUCAACACCGGACGAGGACGGACCGUCGACACGACACAGAGGAGCCUACCGAUCGUCAGAGACACCUUUACACCGAAGAAACCCAGACCAUCGUCAUGUGAAGGUCGGGCGACCGUCGUCUCCUCUGUUGUGUUUCUGGAAAUUUAUACCAUGGCCGCGUUGGACGUGACUUAGACAAGAAAUAGUGUUGCUGAGCUCCCCGCGAUGGCGGAGAGCGUCAAGGUGCUGGUGAGAUGCCGGCCAAUGAACAGCAGAGAGAAGAACCUCAACUGCGAGGUGGUCGUCUUCAUGGACGACAGCAUCAUGCAGGUGUCCAUCGUCAACCCAUCCGACAAGAAUUCGCCACCCAAGUCCUUCACGUUCGACGGCGUCUACUACAUGGACUCGGUCACGGAGAACAUCUACAAGGACAUGGCGUACCCGCUGGUCGAGGGCACCCUCGAGGGCUACAACGGCACCAUCUUCGCCUACGGACAGACCGGCUGCGGCAAAUCCUUCUCCAUGCAGGGCAUCCCCGACCCUCCUACCCAGCUCGGGUUGAUACCUAGGGCCUUCGAGCACAUCUUCGACGCCAUCAGCACAUCAACAGAGACCAAAUAUCUGGUGCAUGGAUCCUACCUAGAAAUCUACAACGAAGAGAUUCGGGAUCUGCUCGGUAACGACCCGAAGAAGAAGAUCGAGCUGAAGGAACACCCGGAGAAGGGUGUGUACGUGCAGGACCUCAGCCGGCAGCCAUGCCACAACAAGAACGACUGCGACAUGCUGAUGCAGAAGGGCUGGAACAACCGCUCUACCGGCGAGACGCUGAUGAACAAGGACUCGUCGCGCUCGCACUCCAUCUUUACCAUCUUCUUGGAGAUGAUCACGCCGUCCAAGAAGGGCAAGGACCAGCUGAGGGCCGGCAAGCUCAACCUGGUGGAUCUGGCCGGCUCUGAACGACAGGCGAAAACAGGGGCCACUGGAGAUCGGCUGAAGGAGGCGACCAAAAUCAACCUGUCGCUAUCGGCGCUGGGUAACGUCAUCUCGGCGCUGGUGGACGGCAAGAGCAAACACAUCCCCUACCGAGACUCCAAGCUGACCAGACUGCUGCAGGACUCUCUGGGCGGCAACACCAAGACGAUGAUGGUCGCCUGUCUGUCACCUGCCGACAACAACUACGACGAGACCCUCAGCACCCUCCGCUACGCCAACCGUGCCAAACAGAUCAAGAACAAGCCCAAGAUCAACGAGGACCCCAAGGACGCGCUGCUAAGGGAGUACCAGGAGGAGAUAAAAAAGCUGAAGGAACAGCUGGGCGACGGCGGCGGCCCGAUGACGGGUGCGCCCCAAAAAGUGGUAGAUGAAGAGGCGAUUGCACAAGAAAGGGAGAGGUUAAGAGCGGAAUAUGAAGAGGAAAUGCUACAAAUGAAAAAGGAAUUAGAAGCUCAAAAGAAGAUGGGAGAAACCAACGGGGUGCAAGCACAGAGACAAAAGCAGAUGGAAUUGGAGGCGGCGAAAAUUAGGGAAGAGUUUAUCGAACGUGAAAAGAAACUGAAGGAAGAGCUGGAGCAUCAGAAGUCACUCCUCACUGGUGGCUCCAUUCCCGACAACGCCGACCCUGAGGUCGUAGAAAGGCUAAAAGAGCUCCAGAGUCAGAUGGUGGGAGGCGAGCAGGCCAACAACAAGCAGGCUCUGAUGAAGCGGAAGAAGGUGACGGAAGAGGUGCAGCGGCGCCGUAAGGAGAUCGCCGCCGCGCUGGGACGGGGCGCAGCCGAGGACGAAGACGAUGACGAAAUCCUGGUCAAGGCCUACGAUGACGUGCAGGCCACGCUCAAGGCGCGGACAGAGCUCGCCAAGAAGAUGAAAGUCCGGUUGCGAGCCCAGGAGCAGGAGAUCCGCGACAUCCAGCGCGAGUUCGCCACUGAGCGGGACGACUACCUGGAGACGAUCCGUCGCCAGGACCAGCAACUGAAGCUGAUGCAGCAGCUGAUGGAACGCGUCCAGCCCACCAUCAGGAAGGACUGCAACUACGCCGACGUCGAGGCCAUCAAGAAGCAGGCCGUCUGGGACGAGAUCGACCAGCGCUGGCGGCUGCCCGAUGUGCAGAUGGUGAAGACGAAGCUGCCCCCAGCAGGCCCCUCAAACUUCCUGGCGGCUGGCGGGGGUAGCCUGAACGGCUCCAAGGGCAGCACGAGCGGCAGGGUGCCGGCCCAGACGGCGCCGGCGCGACUCGGCAUCGCCUGGGACAGCGACGAGGAGGACAAGUUCCUCAAGAGGUUAGAAAAGGGUGCUGAAGAAGACAUAGCUGGCCAGUAUUUCAAGCCAACCGGUAACCGGCAGGCAGAAAUUUUGUUGAAAACUCAGCAAACAGCAGAAAAAGCAGCCAAACUUAGCCAAGUUACAGAUCGCAUGCGGCCCAGUGGCGGCAACCUGUUCGGUAUGAGCUUUAGCCACAACGCGCUGAAUACGCUGGGUGGCUUCAACGGGUCGCUGAACGGUUCGUUGAACAGCAACAGCUCGAUGAGCAGUUCGUGGGGCAACUCGCCGACGGAGCCGCCGCGCCUCCCUCCCACCUUCGGCCUAUCAUCUUUCUCACCGGAAAGGUCGAGGAAACCCAAACGGUUAGCACCAGUCAACGACAAAAAGAAGAACACCAUGGACUUUAUAUAGUAUUUGGCAGUUUUUCACUGCGUGGUGUUCAAAGUGCGCUGCUCUGCCUGCGAGUGCUGAGCGGUACAGUCUACCGACUCAGGCGGACGCCGCGGCGACCCCUGCCCGGUCGCGGCUCGCCUGCGGCGCUGUUGGUUCGGCGCGCCCCCUGCAGGUGGCGGUGUUGUCGUUGGCGGAGCCGUUAGAUGUUGCCAUUGUGCGCAUUGCGUCCCCGAGAGUCGUGGCGGAGUGUUCGGCUGCCGUUGGGUGUUCGAAUUCGUUGUUGCGGACGAUGGGUUGUGUUCAGCCCCCGCCGUUGACAGCUCAUUUUGUCGAUGGAGCUGUGGAGUUCAACUCACGAGACUGUUCGUUCCGUCGGCGCAUUUUCUAGUAUCGUUUGGGCUCUCCCCCUGACAACAGCUCCGUGUUUCCACCCAACGUCGCGUCGAUAGCUACGCCAUGGUGUAGAAUUCGCGAAUGCCUUGAAAACUUUGCGCCCACAUCCGAUGCCGUAUUGGGAAACCUGGUCGGCUUUAGACCAUGAGCAGCAAAAAAUGUGUGUAUGCUCUUGUUUUGCGAUCUUUCGCUGACGGCUCCGACCAGGCAGUUGAUGUUUGCGGCACAGAUGUCUGUGAUAUUCUCCAGUGCAAUGAUUGAAGUUAAUUGCACAACAUGUUUCAGCACAAAUGGAUGGGAUGUUUUUCUGAUAUGCUACGCUAUGUGGUUUUCGUAAUUAUAUUAUGUUUUAUUUGCGAGGUUGAAGUUAUGGCCAUUGAGAUAAUUAUAUGUUAGUGUUUAUUUAUACAGAAAUAGCAUGUUACUAUAUAGUAUACCACUGUACGGGUCCUAGCCGGAAUGACACGAAAACCUUUUCAGUGAUUCGGUUAAAGUCAUGCUUACUGGAAAGCAGGUCACGCUGAAACCAAUUGCAUAAAAAUAAUAAUCGAGGCAGCUACAAGCCAACAUCUGCCGAAUUGUGGUGCAUUGGUUGACCAGUCUUGACCAAUAGACGUGAUUUUGGCUAGGAAAGGAUUACCUUGAAAAAGUUUUUGAGUACCUUUAAAUGUCUGAUUGUUUCAUGCUCAUGUGGUGCAAUAUUGGCAUUCAGUUUCAAAGAAUACACAAACUAGCCGAA
Amphibalanus amphitrite is the source of this 3866-nucleotide messenger RNA. Its product is annotated as kinesin-like protein KIF17. The record is from RefSeq and is a predicted model, not a curated record. NCBI's taxonomy places the organism in Eukaryota, Metazoa, Arthropoda, Thecostraca, Balanomorpha, Balanidae. Gene Ontology annotation, biological process: microtubule-based movement. Gene Ontology annotation, molecular function: microtubule binding; ATP binding; microtubule motor activity. The transcript has 15 exons. Bases 308 to 2752 code for a protein of 814 amino acids.